AUGCCUUCGAUAUUCGAAGAGCUGAAUUGCUGCACUCCACGAGCGAUUCGAGGGACUGAUUGCCAAACAGCGACUGACACACGUGACAACAACAAGGACAAAAUUCAUGACCCUGUACAAACAGUAUUUGGAGUCGAUUCAAGGUCAGCCAUAUCCAUAGAGGAUAUCGAGAAGAGUCAAGAUGAAAAUCUUAAGCUUAAGGCUGAACUUGAAGUUGUGCUUUCCCAGUUAGAGGCCCUUCGAGAUGAGGUGAAAAACGGCAGUCAAUCGACGCUGAGCUCAGGCACACAGGACCCGGCAAAGGACAACCCGGACAGUACAAGCGAUAUGUGGACCUUGAUCGGCGAUGUUUGCGAUAAGUUCCAGGUGCCUCUUGCAUCUUUAUUCGCCGAUCAGGUGGACCAGAAUGUUGAAGUGGCUAAAGUGAUGAGCGAUAUCGCAGAACAGCUGCUGAGAAAAAAAGACCCGAAGCAAGCCCUGGAAGCAAUACUGGGGGACAGUGCCUCAAAAUUCUUUAAAUCCCUUCGUGUGCCCGAUUGGACGUUGCUUUACUUCAAGCUGCAGUCCCGGAUCCCAGACCAAGGAUGGCAAACCUUGUUGAACUUUACAAAGUUAGGGCGAACUAAGGAUCAAUGUUGAAGCCCUAAUAAAGGAAAUCAAUGCCCAAAAAAUGCCAUCAAGAAAAAUGGAAUAACUAUUGAUGGAAGACACUUUAAAGUCAAAUUUACAG
This is a messenger RNA of Pocillopora verrucosa, 730 nucleotides long. NCBI's taxonomy places the organism in Eukaryota, Metazoa, Cnidaria, Anthozoa, Scleractinia, Pocilloporidae. The record is from RefSeq and is a predicted model, not a curated record.